Fonsecaea erecta is the source of this 612-nucleotide messenger RNA. RefSeq lists its product as hypothetical. The coding region runs from base 1 to 612 and encodes 203 amino acids. Gene Ontology annotation, biological process: coenzyme A biosynthetic process. Gene Ontology annotation, molecular function: phosphopantothenoylcysteine decarboxylase activity; FMN binding. The record is from RefSeq and is a predicted model, not a curated record. The transcript has 2 exons. Lineage: Eukaryota; Fungi; Ascomycota; Eurotiomycetes; Chaetothyriales; Herpotrichiellaceae. Gene Ontology annotation, cellular component: phosphopantothenoylcysteine decarboxylase complex.
AUGACCACAAAUCCCACAAGCAGCGGCGAGCGCUUCUCCGCCGCAGCCCAUGAAAAUGACGGUAAACACCACAUUCUCCUGUCUGCAAGCGGCUCUGUAGCAGCAAUAAAGAUUCCCCUAAUAGCCCAGUCCCUCGGUUCCCGCCCGGACGUAUCCAUCCGCAUCGUUCUGACAGAAGCCGCCGAGCAGUUUCUGCAAGGCCAGUCGGCCGAACAACCCCCGCUACGCUCCCUCCUGGACUAUCCCGGCGUGGACGGCGUGUACCAUGAAGAGGAUGAGUGGUCGAAACCCUGGGUGCGGGGCGAUAAGAUCUUACACAUUGAACUGAGGCGGUGGGCACACGUCCUGAUUGUGGCACCGCUCUCGGCCAACACCAUGGCGAAGAUUGUCAACGGGAUCAGUGACGGUCUGCUCCUGAAUGUCAUUCGGGCGUGGGACACCACGGGCGUGAUCGAUAUGCGCAAGAAGAGGAUCUUUGUGGCGCCGGCCAUGAAUACCGCCAUGUGGCACCACCCGAUUACCAAGAAGCAUAUCCAGGUGCUCCAGGAGGAUUGGGGCGCUGACAGGGACGGCUGGUUCACGAUCCUACGGCCUACAGAGAAGGAAUCGUGA